CGCGGGCGCGGGGCGGCCCGCCCGGAUGGAGAGCUGAGGCGGUGAGCCCCGCCGGGCCGGGCCGGGCCGGGCCGGGAGACGAGACGAUGUGGAUGCGACGGCUCCCGGGAAGCAGGUCAGGUUGCCCGCUCGGAAGCCAUGCUUGGAUUUUAAUAGCCAUGUUCCACCUAGCCAUGGACCUUGCCAGCUGCCAGCCCCCAACCAGCGGCGCCGGGGGAAGGCUCUCGCCGCGCCCCGCGCUGCGGCACAGACUGUCCCGUGGAUCGCUGUGGGGCACGGGGAGCGGGGAGGAGCUGCGGCGCCCCAGCCCCCCCUGGACCUGCGCCCCCGCGCCCCUCCUGCAGAGACCCCGCUCCCGCCGGCCCCCGGCCGCCCCGCUGCCCGCCGGCCACCCCCCGCCACGACUCCGAUCCCGACGGGGCCGGCGGCACCUGCGCGGCCGCGGCUUCGCCCCACGGGACGGGCGGCCCACGGUGCUGCCCGAGGUCAUCGUCUGGGGCCCCACGGAUGGAGAGGACUCCCUGGAGAGCAGCACGCUGCCCGGCGCCUUCGCCACCGCCGCCGCCACCACCACCACCACUGCCGCAACCACCACCACCACCGCCGCCACCACCACCACUGCUGCCGCCACCACACCACCCCGGGCACCCCCCAGCACCGCAGCUCCUGCAGCCGGUGGGGACGUGCCCCGCAGCAGCCCCGGCCGCAGCAGCACCGCCGAGCCGGCCGCCGGCCACAGCAGCAGUGGCAAGGACACUCGCCCGCCCCGAGGGCUGGGAGACAGCACAGGUCUGGCAGUUCAUCAGAUAAUCACUAUUACCGUGUCCCUCAUCAUGGUCAUAGCCGCUCUGAUAACAACUCUUGUCUUAAAAAACUGCUGCGCGCAGAGCGGGCGCCCGCGGCGCAACAGCCACCAGCGCAAGCUGGACCAGCAAGAGGAGAGCUGCCAGAACCUGACGGACUUCGCCCCCGCGCGCGUGCCCAGCGCCCUCGACAUCUUCACCGCCUACAACGAGACGCUGCAGUGCUCCCACGAGUGCGUCCGGAGCCCCGUCUCUGUCUACGCGGAGGAGGCGUUGCGCUCGCCCGGGGAUUAUAAAACAACCUUCAAUGGAAACAGACCCUCUUCUUCUGACCGACAUCUUAUUCCCGUGGCCUUUGUGUCUGAGAAAUGGUUUGAAAUCUCCUGCUGACUGGCCGAGGCCUGUUUGACUUCUGGGGGCAGGGCAGACACCAUCGGGCUGUUUCCUGGAUUCCAUUGGCGAACCUGUAAAAAAUAUUCAAACAAAUGGGUGACCUGUACCUACCAUUUCUGUUUACCAGUAGGAGACUCAAAGAGCAGCGUUCUAUGGGCCAAAUAUAUUUUUAUAAAGAUGAACACGCCUGUAGGUAACUGCAAUUUUCAGAGGAAGACAAACGGUGCGAGAGGAGGAUCCCGUGGAGGAAGAGGAACCGGUGAGAGGGGAGGAGCAGCGGGGCCUGGAGGGACUGUGACUCUGAACCUGUGCCAAUAAUACCAUUAUGUGCCAUGUACCGAUGCAAAGACUUCGCGAGGGAGCCGAAGCCGUGUCGGUAACGCCUGGAAACGUGGUGGAGGACGAGUGGGGGUGUCUCUUCUGGUGGGGUCAUUCAUCCCGGUCCAUACGCAUACAUACAUACAUACGAGAUGUGUAGAGAGGAAAUAUAUAUAUAUAUACACACACAGACACUUUUUGUACUGUAGCAAUUUUUGAAGCUCUUAAAUACUCAUUUUUAAAGACGAUGUCAUGGGCUAAAAGUCUCCUUUCUUUAACAUGCAUAACACAACCUAGGUGAAACGAUGGUUUU
Colius striatus (speckled mousebird) is the source of this 1827-nucleotide messenger RNA. RefSeq names its product adherens junctions associated protein 1 (gene AJAP1). Gene Ontology annotation, molecular function: beta-catenin binding. The transcript is spliced from 6 exons. Bases 87 to 1193 code for a protein of 368 amino acids. The record is from RefSeq and is a predicted model, not a curated record. Gene Ontology annotation, cellular component: cytoplasmic side of plasma membrane; cell-cell contact zone; plasma membrane. Lineage: Eukaryota; Metazoa; Chordata; Aves; Coliiformes; Coliidae.